AUGCGUGCUCAAAAUAUCUCUGUUAGAGUAGUCGGUCCCGGGAGGAAAACAGUCAUAUCGCUAGACCUUGGUUUGUAUCUGCCCGCCACACGAUUACAGAUGGCCCGAUGCGAGCUCAAGAACAUUCUCCUUCGACCAGGGGAGCUGCAUGUGGUUAUGGCUAUGCUGAGGACCAUUGGGUCAUAUAUUGACAGUAGCGGGAUAGACAUGUGCUGGAUCGAGUCAGAACUUUAUGGCCCCUCCACUGUUAAACAGAUAAUCGAUGGCAAGCAUGUUAAGCACGGUAAAAGAGCACACAUGAUCACCUUACAGGCUUUAUUUUCCUUAUACCUGGAAGCAUUUCUAGAAGGCUCUCUUGAUGUACGUUGUACCCUCGAGGAACUCUCUACGAAAGUAGGAGAUGAGUGCAAAGAAGGCACUAAGGAGAACAUCCAGACGGCACACCAUAGCUCUACCAACGCGAUCACCUCUUCUGAAGUAGUCAAGAAGAUGUCUGAUUUUGACGCUGCGAAUGACACAAAUCCUCUCUUUACUGUAUUUCGCCAAUACACGCGCAUGGUAAUGGAGAUGUUCGCAUUCAUCCAGGCAGUCCGCAGUGGUGAUUGGAAGCUCCAUCUUAUUGCACUGGAGUUGUUCACAAAGUACUUCUUUGUGCACGACAAGAUCUGUUAUCUAAGGAUGAUCCCCCUGUACCUAGCUGAAAUGGCAUCCCUCGAAUCAUCAGACCCCGAGAUCUAUGGAGAGUUCAUCACAGGAAACUGGGUAGUGAACAAGAACAAGGAGGUUCCCUUCUGUGUUGUUGGUGGUGAUACUGCGUUGGAACACCUCAAUCGAUCUAUGAAAGUUUCUGGUGGGCUUGUAGGCAUCACUUUGAAUGAGAGCGCACGAGCCAAGUUUUUCCUCAUUGCCCCAGAACUAGCCCGACUCACAGCAGAAGCCAAGGCAAUGGAGGGUCUCGUUCCGGAACGUGCACACCAUCAAGAACUAAACUCAGCUGUUUUGACGCACAAAGAUAACAGCAUAAAUAAGUUGUCCGAGACAACCAAGACCUUCAUCAAUCCCUUUUCAUCAGACCAGAACACCAACACCGAUCUGUACAACUUGGUCACCAAAGUUGUGAUGAAUGAGAAAAUGAAGAAAGAUCUUGUUAAUCAGAGUGAAGAAGGGAGAAGGCUAUUCAGUGCUUUUGUACAAGAUAGGAUCAAGACAGGAAAGAUCAACCUCUGGGCUCCUGUAAAGAGGCGCAAUCUUCUUUCCUGGAAAACGCGUGCUAAUGUCAUCAAAGUCAAAGCUAAAGACGAUCAUCGAGUUAAAGGAGGACAGAAAUCUGUUUGCCCGUUUGGCGAUGGUGUGCAAGAGCCGCCCAGAAAUUAA
Messenger RNA from Porites lobata, 1374 nucleotides. The record is from the annotation of a GenBank genome assembly. Lineage: Eukaryota; Metazoa; Cnidaria; Anthozoa; Scleractinia; Poritidae.